Sciurus carolinensis (gray squirrel) is the source of this 9987-nucleotide messenger RNA. RefSeq names its product lysine-specific demethylase 6A. Gene Ontology annotation, cellular component: MLL3/4 complex. The transcript has 29 exons. The record is from RefSeq and is a predicted model, not a curated record. The coding region runs from base 341 to 4534 and encodes 1397 amino acids. Gene Ontology annotation, biological process: regulation of gene expression; heart development. NCBI's taxonomy places the organism in Eukaryota, Metazoa, Chordata, Mammalia, Rodentia, Sciuridae. Gene Ontology annotation, molecular function: RNA polymerase II cis-regulatory region sequence-specific DNA binding; protein binding; chromatin DNA binding.
AGUUGCGUGGGAUUUACCCUGUGACACUAUUAAAACAACUUUGUGUUGGUACUGGCUAAGUUUGUAAUGCUAAGAAUUUCUCCCGGGCUGUGCAACAUCGUGAGCUCAGUCUUUUGCCGGGUACCACCUGCCUCGUGACGUGAUCUGGUAGCCGAGCCUUGUAGCCUCUGCAUCCACAGCUUUCAGUCUUGCUUUGGAGUUUUCAGUCGCCACCGCCUGCGGCCACGAUAAAGUUGCUGUCCUAAUAUCGAGCUGUGUUUGAGAACAUCAUUUGAAGCUCUAGACUGGGGGUGGGGUGUUAGUGGGCGUCGACGUGGGAGUUGUAAUUUGCAGUGUUUCCAUGAAAGCCUGUAGAUUGUCUCUCGCUACUGCCGCGGCAGCAUUCAGUGAUGAGGAGAAGAAAAUGGCGGCGGAAAAAGCGAGCUGCGAAAGCGAAGAGGGGUCCCUCGCCUUGACAGUGGAGGAAAGGGAGACGCUUGGUGGAUUGGACAGUCGCCUCUUUGGGUUCCUGAAUAUUCGCGAAGAUGGCGCCAGGAUGAAGACCCUACUGGGCAAGGCUGUUCACUGCUACGAAUCUUUAAUAUUAAAAGCUGAAGGAAAAGUGGAAUCUGAUUUCUUUUGUCAGUUAGGUCACUUCAACCUCUUAUUGGAAGAUUAUUCAAAAGCAUUAUCUGCAUAUCAGAAAUACUACAGUUUACAGGCUGACUACUGGAAGAAUGCUGCCUUUUUGUAUGGUCUUGGUUUGGUCUACUUCUACUACAAUGCAUUUCACUGGGCAAUUAAAGCAUUUCAGGAUGUGCUUUAUGUAGACCCUAGCUUUUGUCGGGCUAAGGAAAUUCAUUUACGACUUGGACUUAUGUUCAAAGUGAACACAGAUUAUGAAUCUAGUUUAAAGCAUUUUCAGUUAGCUUUGAUUGACUGUAAUCCCUGUACUUUAUCCAGUGCAGAAAUUCAGUUUCAUAUUGCCCACUUGUAUGAAACCCAGAGGAAGUAUCACUCUGCAAAAGAAGCCUAUGAACAACUCUUGAAGACAGAAAACCUUCCUGCACAAGUUAAAGCAACUGUAUUGCAACAGUUAGGUUGGAUGCAUCAUACUAUGGAUCUAGCAGGAGACAAAACCACAAAGGAAAGCUAUGCUAUUCAAUAUCUCCAAAAAUCACUGGAGGCAGAUCCUAAUUCUGGCCAAUCUUGGUAUUUCCUUGGAAGGUGUUAUUCAAGUAUUGGGAAAGUCCAGGAUGCCUUUAUAUCCUAUAGGCAAUCUAUUGAUAAAUCAGAAGCAAGUGCAGAUACCUGGUGUUCAAUAGGUGUGCUCUAUCAACAGCAAAACCAGCCUAUGGAUGCUUUGCAGGCCUAUAUUUGUGCUGUACAAUUGGACCAUGGGCAUGCAGCUGCUUGGAUGGACCUAGGCACUCUCUAUGAAUCCUGCAACCAGCCUCAGGAUGCCAUUAAAUGCUACUUAAAUGCAACUAGAAGCAAAACUUGUAGUAGUACUUCUACACUUGCAGCACGAAUUAAGUUUUUACAGGCUCAGUUGUGUAACCUUCCACAAGGUAGUCUACAGAAUAAAACUAAAUUACUUCCUAGUAUUGAGGAGGCAUGGAGCCUACCAAUCCCCGCAGAGCUUACCUCCAGGCAGGGUGCCAUGAACUCAGCACAGCAGAAUGGUUCUGAUAACUGGAAUAGUGGCCAAACUAUUUCACUUCAUCCAGUACAGCAACAAACUCAUUCAUGGGGUUUGACACCACAGAAAUUACAGCACUUGGAACAGCUGCGUGCAAAUAAAGAUAAUUUAAAUCCAGCUCAGAGACUGAUGCUGGAACAGCUGGAAAGUCAGUUUGUCUUAAUGGAGCAACGAAUGAGACAAACAGGAGUUGCUCAGGUACAAACUACUGGAAUUCCUAAUGGGCCAAUAUCUGACUCAUCACUGCGUACAAACUCUAUCUCUAGCCAGCAACCACAUGCAGCUCUGACCAGAGCACCUAGCAUCUCUCAGCCUGGAGUUCGCCCUGCUUGUCUUGAAAAGCCUUUGUCCAACGGACCUUUUUCUGCAGGCUAUGUUCCGUUCGGCACAUCAGAAACUCUAGGGAAUACAGACACUAUUUUGGUAGGCAAUAAUUCUAUAACAGGAAGUGGAAGUAAUGGAAAUGUGCCUUACCUGCAGCAAAACACAUUCACUCUACCUCAUAACUGCACAAACCUGACCAGCAUCACAGGAGAGCCAUGGAGAAAACAACUGUCUAACUCUGCUCAGGGGCUUCAUAAAGGUCAGAGUUCACAUUUGGCAGGACCUAAUGAUGAACAACCUCUCUUUCCCACUGGGUCUACUCAGUAUCUCCAGGCAGCUUGUACUAGUAGUCAGAAUCAAAAUGGACAUCAUACUCUGCCUAGAAAUUCAGUACCACAGGGGGAUGCUCUCAAUCACCUCUCCUCUUAUAUUGCUACCUCAGGUGGACAAAAAGGUAUUACCUUUACCAAAGAGAGCAAGCCUUCAAGAAAUAGAUCCUUGGGGUCUGAAUCAAGCAGGCAUUCUGGAAAUACAUCUAAUAGCUGUGCUGGUAUCAAGGAACUUCCUAAUCAUGUCCAUCAGGUGACGACAGUUGCUAUUUCCAGUCUUAACCAUGGAGAGUCUGUGUCACCAAAUUUAAUAAUUGCGGACAAUCCUCAGCUUUCUGCCUUGUUAAUUGGAAAAGCCAAUGACAAUGUGGACACUGGAACCUGUGGAAAAGUCAAUAAUACUCAUCCAGUUAUUCAUACAAAGACUGAUAAUUCUGUUGCUUCUUCACCUUCUUCAGUCAUUUCCACAGCUACACCGUCUCCAAAGUCUACUGAGCCGACAAGCACACACAGUGUUGCCAGCCUUAAUAGUCCUCACAGUGGGUUACACACAAUUAAUGGAGAAGGGCUAGAGAACUCACAGAGCUCUACAAAAGUAGAUCUGCCUGUAGUUAACCACAAAUCUAGUCCUCAGAUCAUACCAUCAAUGUCUGUAUCCAUAUACUCCAGUUCAACAGAAGUUCUAAAGGCAUGCAGGAACCUAGGUAAAAAUGGCUUGUCUAAUAGUCACAUUUUGUUGGAUAAAUGUCCACCUCCACGACCACCAGCUUCACCAUACCCUCCCUUACCAAAAGAGAAGUUGAAUCCACCCACACCUAGUAUUUAUUUGGAAAAUAAGCGUGACGCUUUCUUUCCUCCAUUACAUCAAUUUUGUACAAACCCAAAAAACCCUGUAACAGUAAUACGAGGCCUAGCUGGAGCUCUUAAGUUAGAUCUUGGACUUUUCUCUACCAAAACUUUGGUAGAAGCUAAUAAUGAACAUGUGGUAGAAGUGAGGACACAGUUGUUGCAACCAGCCGAUGAAAACUGGGAUCCCACUGGUACAAAGAAAAUCUGGCGUUAUGAAAGUAAUAGAUCACAUACCACAAUUGCUAAAUAUGCACAGUACCAAGCCUCUUCCUUCCAGGAGUCAUUGAGAGAAGAAAAUGAAAGAAAAACACAAAUUAAAGACUAUUCAGAUAAUGAAUCCACAUCUUCAGAAAAUUCUGGAAGGAGAAGGAAAGGACCUUUUAAAACCAUAAAAUUUGGGACCAACAUUGACCUCUCUGAUAACAAAAAGUGGAAGUUGCAAUUACAUGAGCUGACUAAACUUCCUGCUUUUGUGCGUGUUGUAUCAGCAGGAAAUCUUCUAAGCCAUGUUGGUCAUACCAUUGUGGGCAUGAAUACAGUUCAACUAUAUAUGAAAGUUCCAGGGAGUAGAACACCAGGUCACCAGGAAAAUAACAAUUUCUGUUCUGUUAACAUAAACAUUGGCCCAGGUGAUUGUGAAUGGUUUGUUGUACCUGAAGAUUACUGGGGUGUUCUGAAUGAAUUCUGUGAAAAAAAUAAUUUGAACUUUCUAAUGAGUUCUUGGUGGCCCAACCUUGAAGAUCUUUAUGAAGCAAAUGUUCCUGUGUAUAGGUUUAUUCAGCGACCUGGAGAUUUGGUCUGGAUAAAUGCAGGCACUGUGCAUUGGGUGCAGGCUAUUGGAUGGUGUAACAACAUUGCCUGGAAUGUUGGACCACUUACAGCCUGCCAGUAUAAAUUGGCAGUGGAACGCUACGAAUGGAACAAGUUGAAAAAUGUGAAGUCAGUUGUGCCCAUGGUUCAUCUUUCCUGGAAUAUGGCACGAAACAUUAAAGUCUCAGAUCCAAAGCUUUUUGAAAUGAUGAAGUAUUGUCUUCUGAAAAUUCUAAAGCAAUGUCAGACAUUGAGAGAAGCUCUUGUUGCAGCAGGAAAAGAGGUUUUAUGGCAUGGGCGGACAAAAAACGAACCAGCUCAUUACUGUAGUGUCUGUGAGGUGGAGGUUUUUAAUCUGCUUUUUGUCACUAAUGAAAGCAAUUCUCAAAAGACCUACAUAGUACAUUGCCAAGAUUGUGCACGAAAAACAAGUGGAAAUUUGGAAAAUUUUGUGGUGCUAGAACAGUACAAAAUGGAGGACCUGAUGCAAGUCUAUGACCAGUUUACGUUAGCUCCUUCAUUAACAUCUUCCUCAUCUUAAUACUGUUCCAUAAACAUGAGACCUUUCUGCUCUUCAUGAAAUACCUGUAUCACUGGUUUAUAGCUGUUGCAUAAAAUUGCUGACUCAGAGUUUUGUCUAUGCAAUGUUCCAAGAAUAGAGGGUCAGUCAACUAGACAGGAAGAGUGCUGCCUUUACUCCAAGACUCAGAAAGCUGACCCAGAUGUUUUUCAAAAAAUUAUCAUCAUCGUCAUCAUAUGUUUGUGUAUAUCUGACAAAACUGUCAGUGUUACACAGAACUAACUUGAAAAAUAACCUUUUUUCUGUGUCUGCAUUUCUAGGCCUAUGGAUAAAUUUUCAUCUGCAUUUUACUUUUUCAGGAUUUUCCUGGGGUUAAAAAUUAUGUCUUGACUGGUCAUUUCUUUGUAAUAUGGCUAACAAGUUUUUAAAAAUAUUUUUUGGAUCAACUUUUUAUUUUAAUGUAAAAAUUUGGAUGAGAAAGAUUUUUUGUUUCAAUGUAAGUUUAGAGACCAUUAUGAUUAUCCUUUGGUUUCAGAACAAAACAAAAAAUUAAUUUGCCAAGAUACAAAAGUAAUGGAUUACAUGUAGACUAAAGAAUAAACUUCAGAUUGUGAUUUUAUUUCUAAUCUUGAUACAGAUUUAAAUUAUUUAUAUAAAUACAUAUUUAUUGCUUGACAAUAUUUGUGGAUGAAAUGUUGUUAUUUUUUUCAGAUUUACUUGCCAUUAAGGAGUUUUGUAAUUUUAAACAUUACUCCUAUUACAUUUUCUACAUGUAAAUAAAACUGCUUAGCAUUGUACAGAAACUUUUAUUAAAAUUGUUUAAUGUUUAAAGGGUUUCCACCAUUAUGAGUUUUAAAAAGUCUGUAAAAACCCAAUUUGUGCUCAUAUCGAAUCAAAUGAAUACAUGUAUUUUAUGUAUGUGUGCAUAUGCACACAUAUGUAUAAUGUAUACAGAAAUACCAAUAUAUAAUUGUAUAAGCAAUUUUUAAAUUUUUUACAUCUCUGAUAGUUUUUGAGGUGCCUACUAUAAAGUAUUGCUUACCAAAAAAAAGUAUGUUUAUUUUUAAAGUUAUGUCUUUCAGUCUCAUUUAUUAAGUAGCUGUUAUUGCAAUGAUGUCAAGAAAUAAUUGCUAGCAAAAUGUAUUUUAAUAAUGGUAGGAAAAAAUAGUACAGAUAUUAAAGGGAACAUUAUAAAUUAGAUAAAUCUUAUUUUUCAUUUAAAGAUUUUUUUUAAAUGGAAAAAAAUCCAGAAUGAUGAUUUAUUUUAGAGAAUAAAUAUAUUAACUGUUUAUUUUUUAAAGUUAAAUAACAAAAUGAUAGAGGGAAAACACAAAGGAUGGGGGCAUUAAAAUUUUUUUUAUCACUACAAAGUUUUAAUAAGUUCAUAUGAACACCUUACUUUUUGUUUAAUAUUAUAAUCUCAUUUUAUAAUACCUGGCUUUUCUGCCUAUACUUUCUGAAGCAUUUCAACCUGUUUUUUUUGUUGUUGUUGUUGUUUUUGUUUUUGUACCAUGGAUUAUUGAAUUCAGGGGCACUGGACCACUGAGCCAAAUCCCCAGCCCUAUUUUGUAUUUUAUUUAGAGACGGGGUCUCACUGGGUUGCUUAGCACUUCACUUUUGCUGAGACCGACUUUUAACUCUUGAUCCUCCUGCCUUAGCCUCCUGAGCCUUUGGGAUUAUGGGCAUGUGCCACCACUUCUGGUGAAAAGCUUUAAUCUUGUGUGACACAAUACCUGGAUGAUGACAUUAAUGAAACAUGUUUUUUAGACAAUUUUUAAAUAUUUUGACAUUUUUAAAAAAAUUUAAAGACUAAAGACAUGGAGACAUUUUAUUGUUGGGUAGUUUAUAAGUAUUGAAAACCAUGAACUGCAAUCACCUAUGUAUUACUUCAGAAGAAAACAAUUGCAAUUUUCAGUAAAUGAAGAGAAGUACUAAAUGACUCCAGAUGUUUUAAAUACUGAUAUUCUUGUGCUUUUCUUGUAAAUCCUCUUGUUCAGAAAUCAUUGUCAACACAAACUUUUUUCAAACAAAAAUUAAAAAUCAACCCAGAGAGAUCAAAGAUUAUAGAAUACUAAAGCCACACCUGAAAUUUUCUUAAGCAUUUCUGCUUUUCAUUACUCUACACUAUUGUUAUGUCUCAACUUUUUGAGAUGAGUUUGUUACUACAAUCAAUAUAAAUUGAAUGUACUGAUUUAAAAUCACUUAAUUUUCCUUUACUGCAUUUGGAUUUAUUAAGAGUAAUACUUCUACUUUUCAGAGGUUAGUAUAAGUCUAAUGGAUAGAAUCAGGAAAUAAGAAACCUUUAAUCAGUAUCACUUAGGUUUAUGUAGAUAAUUGAGGUCCUCUGUUACCUAGUUUCUCUCUCUCUCUUUUUUUUUUUUGACUGUGCUGGGUAUUGAACCCAGGGACUUGUGCUUGUAAGGCAGUCACUCUACCAACUGAGCUAUAUCCCCAACCCCUAGUUUCUAUUUAUAACUUUAUCAUCCUUUCUAAGGGUGUUUAGGUUUUAAAAGAUAUACAUUCCUACUUUGUUUUGUUUGAUUUGUUCUUUUCUAAGUGAUAAAGUAGAUGCUACCCAAAUGCUUUUCACUUAAGCAAAUGUUUAUCACAGUAAGUAUUAGGAAAGAGCCAUAAUCCAAAAAGUUUCUAAAGCAGCAGUUCUUUUUGUUAAAAUAGGAACAAAGUGGGAAACUCGGCAAUAUUCUUUUUUCUUUCUCAACUAUUAAAUACAAACUUUUAUUGAAGAUUAGCUUCUAUUUCUGACAUGAUUAUGUCUUCGAACUUGCUUGUGCUAGUGUUAAAAAUUUUUUUGCUUCUUUGUUUUAAUAUUAAACAUCAUUUUUUCAAAGGAAGAAAAUUAUAAAAUAAGGCCCUGAAAAUACUGGUGUUUGAUCAACUGAGGUUUAUAAUCAGAUAAAAUGAUUUCUGCAUAAAUGAAGAUUUUUGUUCUUUGGAAAUAUGUGAGCCCUUUGUUUAGUCUUAUGUAUUUUCAUUCAUUCAGACAUUUUCUUAGUUUUAAUAGGAUACAAACAUAGAUGUGAUGUGAGAUUGCCUCCCCACCCCUCAGUACCCACAAACAUUUUGCCAUCCAAUAUGGGAGAUUCAUAGAAAUACAUCAGAUAACAAGAAUAUUACUGUUGAGCUUUGCAUUCAAGGAUGGGUUAAGUAAUCUGCUAUUCACACCUUGAGGCAUCUGAAUAGUUGGCAUAAAUAAGGAAUGAGAGAAUUAACAGAAAAUUAGUAAAGGGAGCUGAUGGCUUCAACCCCCUUUAAGUUAGACUUUCAAAUUAUCCUUACAGGUAGUAAUAGAGCUGUUAAUUUUUUUUAAAAAAGAAGUAUAUCUUGAAAAUUUCAAAAUCUUCCUGUGUAGCACACUCCAUUUGUUCUACAUAUAGAAGUUUAAAAAAUGGCUUGGGCUUUCAGAUAUUUAUAUCAUAGACUAGAGAAGUAUAAACACAGAUUUGGGAAACAUUUUAAGGAAUAACAUCCACAGAUUUCAUUAGUUCUCUUUCUAGUGGACAGGAGUGCUAAUAAAACAAUAACAGUCAAAAGACUCAAAGCAGAUGAUUAGAGUUUACCUGGAGAAUAUACAGGAAAUUUUAAUUUAUUUAGAAGAAAAUGGUAAAUAUGUGGCUAUGGGAUUUAGGUGUAGAUAUUAAUGUGUUGGAGUACAUCUAAGAAGUGAAGAGGGAUGAAGCAAGUAUACCUGGUAACAGCACAUAGAUCAAAGGAAAUAGAAAAAAGUCAAAAGAGUAGGAAGAAACGUUUUUUAAAACCAUUCCUACAUCAUAUUGAAUAGAAACUUGAAGAGAUUAUUUUGAAUCACAAGGUUUCUGUGAUGUUAGAUUGAGCAGUUUCUGUGAGAUUGUGGUAUAAAACCUGAUUACCAUAAUUGAGAAAAGGUUUUCAAUUGGGUGGGUCUUUGUGGAAAUACUGGAACUUGAGAUAUCUUUAGGUUUAUCAGAUUACCAACUUAAAGCAAAAUUUUGUAGUAUUUAUCUAAUGUAUUUUGGGGGCGGGGGGGCAGGGAAGGGAGGGAAUACCAGCAUUGAACUUGGGCACUAGACCACUGAACCACAUCCCCAGUCCUAUUUUGUAUUUUAUUUAGAGACAAGGUGGUUUUGAACUCACAGUCCUGACUCAGCCUUCCAAGUGUACAGUCCAUACUGAUAUUCGUGUUUCUAUAUUUGAAACGAUCCAAAUGAUGUUUUUGCUUUGAAAGAAUAUAUUCUGACUUAACAGUACCUACCAUUUACUGUGUACUUGGAAAAUAUCUUACUAAGUUCUUUCCACAUAUUUUCCUGUUUAACCCUAACAGUGAUCCUCAGAGGAAGAUAUAGCAGUUAUAUUUUUAUUUUGUCAGUAAAGAACUAAAAAGUGGAGAGGUCACUAAAGGUUCAGACUUGAUCAGACCAACAUCAGUUGUGACCUGUGUCUCACAAUAGGAAAUUGGAAUUCCUAAAUACUUGCAAGACAGUUUUUGAAGAAAUUUUUUCAUUUGGUGAUUUUGAGUUGGGGGACCUAUAAAUAAGCAUAUAUGUUUUGAUGUAAUUUUUAUUUUCACAUAAUUGAAUAUAUAGUCAUAAAUCUGAAGAUCAUAUGUACUUUUUACUCAUUUUCAUCCAGUGGUAGCAUCUUGCAAAACUAAAAUGUCUCAGUGCUGACAUCAAAAAACAUUCAGAAUUGCAUUAGGACUGUAGUGUUGUUCAGGUUGACCUAAUAUAAUAGUUCAAACCAUCUCCAUCUCCUGCCCCUCACUGUUACCUGUCACCUCUAGUUACAUAUUGAUAUAGUCUCUAUUUUAUUUGCCAUAUCAAGAAUGUUUUAUAAAAAGUCAAAAAAAAUUUGUAACCAGUGGGGAUGGUCCUGUUUUCAUAAACUAGAGUUCCCUGGAGAUAUAGCUUCAGUUCCUUUUAUGUAGUUUUUUUUCUUCUUUAUAUCCCUUGUAUAGAUAUACUACCUUUCAUGUAGACAUUACUAUAAACUGCCUCUCACCCCAAAUUCUUGUGUUGAAAUUCUGUCCUGUGAUUGAUGGCACAGAAGUUGUUCCCAUUGGGAAGUAAAGCAGUCAUGUGGGAUUAACACCCUUCAUGAAUAGGAUUACACUCAUAAAAAUGAGAAUCAACUUGCCCUUCUAGUCAUGUAAGGACAGCAAGAAGAUAUCCUGUUAAAGAAAUGAGUCCAGAUCUAGUGUAACUAGUUCCCCAAAUUGUGAGGAAUAUUUGUUUUAAAGUGGCACAAUUGUUAAUGCUGCUGUUUGCUUUUGAAACUAGAAGACCAAAAGGCCUAAGAUAUUUACCCAUUGAAGGAUAUAUGUAUUGUUUCCUGUUUGGGGACUAUUCUGAAUAAAGAUUGUAUGUUUGUGUACAGAUUUUUAUGCAUUCACAUUUUAAUUUCACUGGGAUAAAUGCCCAAGAGAAAAUUCACUGAGUCAUUUAUAAAAUGCAUAUUUUAGUUAAAAAAUAAACUUCCAG